This is a messenger RNA of Microcebus murinus (gray mouse lemur), 5160 nucleotides long. The record is from RefSeq and is a predicted model, not a curated record. NCBI's taxonomy places the organism in Eukaryota, Metazoa, Chordata, Mammalia, Primates, Cheirogaleidae.
CAUGGACUAUUCAGAUGUUAUCAAAAUUGACAAAAGCACUUAAAUUUUUUAAAUGAAUUCAUUUUUUACACAAAUUGCCUUUUACAGAAAAUUUAGCCUUGAUAAAAAUGUCAUCUACCUUGUUUAGAAAUGUUAUGACUUUAGUUAAUUUUGUUGAAAUUAAGCAUUAAUUUUAAAGAAAUGCUUAAAUCUCACAUGCAAAGGAUUUAACCUAUAAUGUUUUCAUAACAAAGCAACUGGUUGUACCCAAGGUUGUGAAAUAGUUUUUCUUAGGUUCUGUAUGUUCUUUUGCCCCUUUUCAUAUCUCUUGAUCCAUCUAAAGUAUCCAUUUUUAUAAAUGACCUCAAAUCAUGAAGAAAACAAUCAAACAAACAAAAUCACACUGUUAAUAUGAAUAGCUUCAAACUUUCCUAGCAUCUUGCAUUUGGGUGAAAAUAAAACACUAAGUUACAAAGGCUAUAUUAAAUCUGAAGAACUCUUGUCUCCCAAUGGUGAGAUUUCAACCAAUGUGGUGUCUAGAUGGGGCAGAUAUUAGGGCAGAGGUGGAGGAGAUAUUUUAUUUCACACCAUGCAAAUAUGUGCAGAAGAUUGUCCCUGAUGUGAAAACACUCCUCAUUGGGGCUACUUUGUUAAUUUUCUAGAACUCCAUUGUUAAAUGUGACAGUAUAGUUGCUUUUCAUAGUGUAAGGCCAUGUAAUUAAGAAAACUUAAGUGCAUAUGCCUCAUUCACCAUUUUUAUAUAUAAACAUUGGGAUUCCUAUUGCUGUAUUCUUGGAGAAGACAAUAACUCUCUCUUAAUUGCUUCUAGAUUAUAGUUCUUAUUUUUUUUCUUUUCUCAAAGCCUAUAAUUAUCUCUUGAUUAACAUUUUUAUACUGGAGAGUCUUAUUUAUCUUUUGUCCUUUUGUACUGUUUGCUAAGUUAUAUCCUUUCCUCUGAAGGCAAAUUUCCAAAUUAAUACCAGCUCUCCUCUGUUCUUAUUGAAAGGAUCCUUGCUACAAAUAAGUAAAAGAUUUCUUUGUUUUUUUUCUUGUCUCUUUACCUUUGAAAUGACCAGUUUUAGUUUCUCUUAAACAAAGUGGCUAACUGUGAUAAUUCUUUUCUCCCCCAUGAUGUCUGACACUGUCCAUCUUCUAUAGCCUAUCCUCCAUUAUUUUAGUGUGCUUCCUUCUCUUGUCUGGAUUUCUGCAUUGCCCUAGGAAGUCUGCCAAUAUGUGUUGAUGAAGGACGGGACAGGAAAGAAUGCUCUUUUCAGUUGCAUUAGCAGAAAUGAAAUGGGCUCAGUUUGUUGCAGUUAUGCAGGUCAUCAUACAAACUGUCGAGAAUACUGUCAAGCUAUUUUUCGAACAGACUCUUCUCCUGGUCCAUCGCAGAUCAAAGCUGUAGAAAAUUAUUGUGCCUCUAUUAGUCCACAGUUAAUACACUGUGUGAACAAUUAUACCCAAUCUUAUCCAAUGAGGAACCCGACAGAUAGUUUAUAUUGCUGUGACAGAGCAGAAGACCAUGCUUGCCAAAAUGCCUGCAAGAGAAUUCUGAUGUCUAAGAAAACAGAAAUGGAAAUUGUUGAUGGCCUCAUCGAGGGUUGUAAGACCCAACCUUUGCCUCAAGAUCCUCUAUGGCAGUGUUUUCUUGAAAGUUCACAAUCUGUUCACCCUGGAGUCACUGUACACCCUCCUCCCUCUACAGGCCUUGAUGGGGCUAAAUUGCAUUGUUGUUCUAAAGCAAACACUUCAACAUGUAGGGAACUGUGCACUAAACUUUAUAGCAUGAGCUGGGGCAAUACACAGAGUUGGCAAGAAUUUGAUCGCUUUUGUGAAUAUAAUCCAGUGGAAGUGUCCAUGUUGACCUGUUUAGCAGAUGUCCGGGAACCUUGCCAAUUGGGCUGUAGAAACCUUACUUACUGUACUAAUUUUAACAACAGGCCAACAGAACUUUUCAGGAGUUGUAAUGCUCAGUCAGAUCAAGGAGCCAUGAACGACAUGAAGCUGUGGGAGAAAGGAAGCAUAAAGAUGCCAUUUAUCAAUAUACCUGUUCUUGAUAUUAAAAAGUGCCAGCCAGAAAUGUGGAAAGCAAUAGCCUGUUCACUGCAGAUUAAACCUUGUCAUAGUAAAUCCCGGGGAAGUAUUAUUUGCAAAUCAGAUUGUGUGGAGAUCCUCAAAAAAUGUGGAGACCAGAACAAAUUCCCUGAAGACCACACAGCUGAGAGUAUUUGUGAGCUUCUAUCACCCACAGAUGACCUGGAGAAUUGUAUACCUUUGGAUACAUACCUCAGGCCAAGUACUUUAGGUAACAUUGUAGAAGAAGUGACUCACCCUUGUAACCCAAAUCCUUGCCUGGCCAAUGAGCUCUGUGAAGUGAACCGAAAAGGAUGUCCAUCCGGAGAUCCCUGUCUUCCAUAUUCUUGUGUUCAAGGUUGCAAAUUGGGAGAAGCAUCUGAUUUCAUUGUCCGUCAAGGGACACUAAUCCAGGUGCCAUCAUCUGCAGGGGAAGUUGGUUGUUAUAAAAUCUGUUCGUGUGGACAAAGUGGACUCUUAGAAAACUGUAUGGAGAUGCACUGUAUAGACCUCCAGAAGUCUUGUAUUGUUGGGGGGAAAAGAAAAAGUCAUGGAACAUCCUUUAGUAUCGACUGCAACAUCUGUUCUUGUUUUGCUGCCAAUUUGGUGUGUUCUACCCGCCUAUGUCUCAGUGAGCAUAGUUCAGAAGAUGACCGUCGCACCUUCACAGGUCUGCCCUGUAACUGUGCAGAUCAGUUUGUCCCCGUUUGUGGGCAGAAUGGACGCACUUACCCCAGUGCCUGCAUUGCACGCUGUGUGGGUUUCCAAGACCAUCAGUUUGAGUUUGGAUCGUGCAUCUCAAAGGAUCCAUGUAAUCCUAACCCCUGCCAAAAAAAUCAAAGAUGCAUACCCAAACCACAAGUCUGCCUGACAACUUUUGAUAAAUUUGGAUGUAGCCAAUAUGAGUGUGUGCCAAGACAGCUCGCCUGUGACCAGGUCCAUGAUCCUGUUUGUGAUACAGACCACAUGGAGCACAGCAAUCUCUGCACUUUAUACCAGAGAGGAAAAAGCCUAUCUUACAAAGGCCCAUGCCAGCCCUUCUGCAGAGCCACAGAGCCCGUCUGCGGGCACAAUGGUGAAACCUAUAGUAGCGUGUGUGCUGCCUACUCAGAUCGUGUGGCAGUCGAUUACUAUGGGCCCUGCCAGGCUGUCGGGGUCCUCUCUGAGCACAGUUCUGUUGCUGAGUGUGCUGCUGUGAAGUGUCCUUCACUCUCUGCCACUGGAUGCAAACCCAUCAUCCCACCUGGUGCUUGUUGCCCAUUAUGUGCUGGGAUGUUAAGAGUUUUAUUUGACAAGGAAAAACUGGAUACUAUUGCUAAGGUGACAAAUAAAAAGCCAAUAACAGUUCUGGAAAUACUUCAGAAAAUCCGCAUGCACGUGUCUGUCCCACAGUGUGACGUAUUUGGAUACUUCAGCAUUGAAUCAGAAAUUGUGAUCCUGAUCAUUCCUGUCGAUCACCAUCCAAAAGCUCUGCAGAUUGAAGCAUGCAAUAAAGAAGCAGAGAAGAUAGAGUCCCUUAUCAACUCUGACAGUCCUACUCUGGCAUCCCACGUCCCUCUGUCUGCCCUCAUCAUUUCCCAGGUACAAGUCUCCAGCAGCGUGCCAUCAGCCGGCAUUGGGGCCAGGCCUCCCUGCCACUCUUUCCUCCUCGUCCUCAGCCUCAGCCUUGCCUUGCACUUGUUAUGGACAGACAACUGACUGCCAAAAAAAGCUGCAAAGUGUUCCUCGACCUAACUUUCUACCUUGUGAAAGAAAUUCAGGACUGCUAGUUUGUUGUUAAAUUGUGGCCAAGUAAAAGCACAUGUCACCUCUAUUCACCACACAGUAUUUUUUUUUAGUCUGCCAAUAUUAGUAGGGUUUUUGUUUUGUUUUGCAAGUGUUAAAAUACAUUCUUUUAAAUACUAAUGAAAAGAGGAUGUCUCUUCCUGUGGAUCACUGCCUUAUGAUUUACAUUUUGCUCAUUAGAUAAGUCCCCCACUCUAAAGCAAAUUUAAUUCAUUAAUAAGUGAGAUGAUCACAUUUUAGAAAAAUAACUCAUUUUGCUAUCAGGAUCAGAUUACAGAAACUUCAUUCCAGAGUUCCUGUAAGUAUUAAGGUUCCCUUUGUGUUUGUUUUCGAUUACAGAUAAUUACCUACUCUAUCUAGAAGCUAGGGGUCCCAGGGAAGAGCCACUGCUAUUAGAGAGUAUGAAAUAUAGAUAAAGCAUCUUUGAAAUUAUCAUGUAAAUCAUCAAGCAAAUUUAAAUUAAUUUACAGAAAUUUUAAUUCAAGACCCCAUCUAUUGUGUUAAGCAGGAAAAAAAAGCUGACUAAAUGACACUCAUAUAACUAUAUGUUGUAAGUGACAGUCUCAGUGGUCACUGAUUUGUAUCUGUGACUUUUGUGAAAGGGAGAAGUUACAUUGGAUCAAAGCAUCUUGCAUUAUGCAAUUUUUAUGUUAACCAGAUAUCUAUUCUUCAGUAUUCGUCCAAGUUAAAUUUAGAGUUCUUAAACAUCAAUCUUUAAACCAAUUGCUGCUACUUAUAUAAUUGCCAAAAAGUGAAAUAAUUAGUAGUUCAUGUAAAUAAUACAUGAUAUUUCUAUUUUAUUAUGAAGAAGGUGAAUAGCCAUAUUUGUAAAAUGACAAUCAUGUGUGUUAACCCAGUACUUUCCGUUCAUGAAAACACAUUUGCUUUUUGUGAUAUGCACAAUGUAGAUAAGCGUUCUGUCUUACUUUCUUUUUGGACAUAGAAUUAUAAAGAAUUGUGGUUUAUAUAUUUAAAAAUGUCAAGCUGAGUAUUAAAAUGUUUGCAUGUUGUCUAAGAAUUGAAUACUUUGAAUGUGUUUCACAGUUUGAAAUAAGCUAUUCAAUGUAAUACUUCUUGUUUGUAUGCACCUGAACUUAGAUUUUACAUGAUUUUUUUUUCAGUAUUAUAUGUACCCUCUGAAAUACAUAGGGAUAUGCUUAUUAUACCAAAAUAUUGUUAAAAAGUGGGCACUUAAAACUUUCAGAAUAUCUCAAUGCUAAUGUAGCAUGUUUGUUGCAAUUGCUUUUUUUCUGUAUAAAUGUCUUCAAUGCAAUAUACUGGAAAGCUUUUCUAUUUUAAUAAAAAUAAUUUUAUAUGAUCAUG